GGAGUAGACGCUGUGCGGGGAUUUAACUCAGAGACGCGGUUGCUGCUGUCACAGUUGCUCCUGGAUUCUACAUUGUGCGGAUCUCUUCUUCACACUGCAAACAUGGCUCUGAAAGUGAUCGUAAUAUUCGCUCUGAUGGCGGUCGUUAUUCAUGCACCGGUUUCAAAUGCCAAGCCCAUCAGCCUGGUAGAGAGAUGCUGGUGCCGUUCCACAGCCAACACAGUCCCACAGAGAAGCAUUCGCGAGCUCAAGUUCGUCAACACACCCAACUGCCCCUUCCAAGUCAUUGCCAAACUGAAGAACAACAAGGAGGUGUGCAUUAACCCAGAGACCAAAUGGCUGCAACAGUACUUGAGGAACGCCAUGAACAAAAUGAAAAAAGCCCAACAACAGCAGAGCUAAGAAGUCUGCCAGAUGACAAGGGAAUCUGACAGCCCACCGUCACAGAUAUGUACCAUAUAGUCCUCUGGCAUGCUUGCUGACCCAGCACUUAACCUGCCAAAUAUGCAUCCCAAAUAAAUGACUCUGCAAACGACCACCAGACCACCGUCGCCACCCAUGUAGUCUUCUCUGUUAGCGCCAAGUGCAAUUAUAUAUGUAUGACUGUGUUUUUUUUUGUUUUGUUUUUUUACGUAUGAUAUGUAUAUACAAUGUUUUCUUAUAUAUCGUUUUAAAAACAGUAAAGAGAUAUUUUUGGAGUCGUGUUUGCUCCUUGUUUGUUGUGUUAUGUUGGAUUAGGCAGAAUGGCAUUGAAAUAAUGAGGCAUUUUGGAGCAAACAUUCAAAACUCUGAAAUAUAUUUUAAUCUUAGCUGUAACAGAAUGUGUGACUUCACAUUGGCAGGACUGAAGUUCUGACAACUCAUAUGCAUGCAAGUGCUUUGACACUAAAAGAAGGGCAUUGAUUUUCAACUAUUUAGUUACGUAUUUUACUAGUUCAUUACUUAGAUAUCUGUAGCAGCAUAAAUUACAUGUAAACGUUGUAUGGCAUAUAUGAAAAAUAGUCACUUGUUUUUAUUUUUGGAAAGGCAGGGUUAAUUAGCCAAACAAACAUGAACAAUUAAGACCUUGUAUAACCUAAAUGGUUUCUGAAUGACUUUGGGGAAUGUAAUUGGUUUUACUGGAAGGCAUUUGUGCGCCGACAGAGUGUCUUUUGCAACAUUCUGUGCAUACCAAAACAUCUGUGGUUGCAAAUGUUAAUUGACAGAUCAGAGUGUGCGUAAGGAGCUCGGCGUCACAAAAUAAAUGUUUCUUCACGCUCAGCAGAAUUAAGUCAUGAUCAGAGACAUCAGAGACAGUUGUGCGUCAGUUAACAAAACUUAGAGAAUUUACUGCAAGUAAUAAUGAGCUAAUUCAUUUAUUGAAUGAUGAAAACUAAAUCAUGGUAGGCAUGAUAAUCUUUAUAAAACAGCAGUGUUAGUGGAACAUCUGAGGUAGACCUUGAGGCAGAACUAAUUGACGUAAUGACUACCUAUAUAUAACAAUGCACUUUAUAACCCUUGCGACUUUUGAAGAGAAAAAAAAACAACAAGAUUCUGAAUGACGUCCAUUACGUAGUGAAUAGUACUGGUGCUUAAUGUUUUCUUUGUUUAGACGUAGUUAUGAAUGUAAUGCCAAAUUUAUUAAACAUUUGUAUCUUCAGCAUCAUA
Carassius gibelio (silver crucian carp) is the source of this 1647-nucleotide messenger RNA. RefSeq names its product stromal cell-derived factor 1. Gene Ontology annotation, molecular function: chemokine activity; chemoattractant activity. The record is from RefSeq and is a predicted model, not a curated record. The transcript is spliced from 4 exons. Gene Ontology annotation, cellular component: extracellular region. Bases 103 to 402 code for a protein of 99 amino acids. NCBI's taxonomy places the organism in Eukaryota, Metazoa, Chordata, Actinopteri, Cypriniformes, Cyprinidae. Gene Ontology annotation, biological process: chemotaxis; axon guidance; defense response.